AUCCUUCUAUCCUAAGGGGAUCUAGGGCCCUGCUAGCCUUGGGCUGGUCAGUCUAAAGGUGCCCAGGUAUAAAACAACCUCUUCCAGAAAAGAAUUGUGAGAAUGCCCUUUAAAGCAGCUGAUGUGGCGAAGUGCCCUAAAUGUGACAAGGCUGUGUAUGCUGCAGAGGAGAAGAUUGCUGGCGGUCAUAAGUGGCAUAAAGGAUGCUUCAAGUGCUCCAUGUGUAACAAGCACCUGGACAGUACCUCCUGUACGGAGCAUGAUGGAAGUUUAUUCUGCAAAACUUGUCAUGGUCGUAGGUUUGGUCCUAAGGGCUAUGGAUUCGGAGGAGGUGCUGCAGGGCUGACAAUGGACAACGGAGAACAAUUCGGAAACACUGAGUUUGUUUCGAACGGUCACCCUAGGUCGGCAAAGAAUGGACAAGAAGCUCCUGAGGGCCAGGGGUGUCCAAGAUGCCAAUGCUUGGUGUAUCACGCAGAUCAGAUAUUCUCUAAGGAUCAAGUGUGGCAUAAACAGUGCUUCAAGUGCAGGACUUGUCACAGGUCCCUGGACUCUAGAACUGCUUGCGAUGGACCUGAUAAGGAAAUCUAUUGUAAUGUAUGCUACAGAAAAGGAUUUGGGUUGAAAGGAUACGGGUUUGGACAGGGGGGACCCGCUCUUCUCUCUGGUGAUGCUGCAGAUGGUGGAGAGCAGAUGUCAACCUCUCUGAGGUUUAUUGAUACUUCUCUAAUCCCAGCUGAAGGGGGACCUGGCUGUCCUAGAUGCGGGGGGAAGGUUUUCCAUGCUGAACAGAUGUUUAGCAAGAACAAAACUUAUCAUAAAAGAUGUUUCUCUUGCAAAUCCUGUAAACGUCCAUUAGACAGUGUGUUGGCCUGUGAUGCCCCUAAUAAUGAUAUUUAUUGCCGUGGUUGCUACGGCAAAAAAUUUGGCGCCAAGGGUUACGGGUUUGCCGGAGGGUCAGGAUUUCUUCAAACCGGAGAUUUGGAGGACGGAACUAAUGAUCGACCUCAGACGACCUCGAAUACUGCAACUAUACAGGGAGGGGUAAACGACAAGGAGAGCUGUCCUAGGUGUAAUGGUAAAGUGUUUCAUGCAGAGAAGAUGUUAUCUAAGAACCAUGUAUUCCAUAAGUCCUGCUUUAUGUGCCUAGAGUGUAAACGACCCCUGGACAGCAUGACUUGUUGUGAUUCUCAGGAUGGAGAAAUAUUCUGUAAAUCCUGCUACGGGAAGAACUAUGGACCUCAUGGAUAUGGAUAUGGAGGUGCAGGUACAGUUCCAGCAUUGAUGGCUGCUGGACCAGGACAAUUCGAGGAAACUAGACCAUUGAUUGAUUUCCACCCUGUGACUGGUGAAAAUGAGGAUAAGGUUAGAGGAGAUCAUGGUUGUAAAAGAUGUGGAUAUAGAGUUUACGAGGCAGAGAAACUGAUGGCUGCCGGAAGGGAUGGACAUGGAUCUCAGAAGACUGUGAUGAGCCAAGAAUUUGCUUUUAUUCUACCAUAAUCUAAGAAUUAAUCCAUGCUAACCAAAUAUCUAAUUGUUGAAUUUAACAGUUAAACAAAAAAUAUAUUUCCUAAAUAGCUCAUUCAAAAAGCAUAAAAGUAUCUUAUUUCAUAAUCAACAUGAUGACCUGAAUAAGUACAUUAAUAUAUCCUAAUUUACAUUUACUAAUUCAAAACUAAAUAUUGCUGUUACUGUUUAAGGAAGUUUUCAGUAGGGUUUCCAGCGAACGAAUACUUACGCGAAAUUGCGCAACGUAUUUUUUCGCAAAUUUUAGCAUUUUUCUCGAGCGUCGAAGAGCGAAAAAUUGGAAAUGUUCGACGAAAUUUUUUUUUUCUCACGAUUUACCCUUUUCGCUGGAAACCCUAGUUUUCAUCUAUAACAUAUAAACCGUUUUCUUUAAUGGAUUUCUCUGAAAUUUAAAAUAUCAGAAUUAUACGAAGAGGCUUGAUCUUUAAUUAAGUUUUGUCCAGAUUCCUCUUAAAAUUUGAUGAAUACUUCCUUAAUUUAAUAAUGUUAACUGUACUGUUUAGUAAAAUCCAGUGUUUUAAUAUUAGUAUUGCGUAAUUUUAUAUUUGCAAGCACUCAUACAAUAAAGUUUAAAAAGUAA
This is a messenger RNA of Eurytemora carolleeae, 2107 nucleotides long. Its product is annotated as muscle LIM protein Mlp84B. Gene Ontology annotation, molecular function: actinin binding; structural constituent of muscle. NCBI's taxonomy places the organism in Eukaryota, Metazoa, Arthropoda, Copepoda, Calanoida, Temoridae. Gene Ontology annotation, cellular component: cytoplasm; Z disc; nucleus. Gene Ontology annotation, biological process: muscle tissue development; sarcomere organization. The record is from RefSeq and is a predicted model, not a curated record.